Molecule: messenger RNA, 2267 nt
Organism: Musca domestica (house fly)
Lineage: Eukaryota; Metazoa; Arthropoda; Insecta; Diptera; Muscidae
Product: BTB/POZ domain-containing protein KCTD9
Exons: 3
Coding region: 1039-2085 (348 amino acids)
Biological process (GO): protein homooligomerization
Molecular function (GO): protein binding
Source: RefSeq, a predicted model, not a curated record
GCCAAUAACAGCAACAUUUAUUUAAAUAAAAAAAUGAAUAACGCAAAUCGUUUAUUUUAUAUUGAAGAACUGAUUAUAAAUUUAUUUCACGAAAUUAUUUACGAAUUCGUUUUGUUUAUUAUUUCUAAACAAAAAUAAAGAUGCCAUUGUAAAAAAAUGCAGUAACUACCAAUUAAUUUUACAAAAAGCUUGCCAUAUCUCUGUAAAAAAUGCAUAUAAGAACGGGCUAUUUAAUAUUUAAUUUUAACGAUUUCAUGUCAUUCGCUUGAAUGAAUAGUUGUUUGAUGUAGGUCCCUUCAAGUAAUUGCUAGAAAAUCGUAAAAAAGGCCACAUCCUUUUCCUAUUGAAACCAAACUUCAUACAUACAUAAAGUAUUCUAUAUUUUCAAUUUUAGGAAACAUGAAACAUAUGAAAUGAAAUGAAAUACAGCCCUGAGGUAUGCACGCAUCCUGCCAGAAUUAUUCAAAAUUAUAGGCAACAAGUUGCUUUCAUUUAUUAGAUAUUUUUUGUUCAUUUUUAAAGUGAGUCAAAUAGCGCUAAAGAUGAAUGAAAUGUCUGGAUGUUCUCUCAAAAAUAUGAUCCUAAGUGUUCAAUCUUUCCAUGGCAAAUCUGCUUAAUAAUAUUAAUGCGCGCGCCGCAAUUUAAGUUUCUUCCAAUAAUUGAUCUUGAAAAUAUUUUGUUUUUGUUUUACAAAUUACUUUGUAAUGUUUGUAUCAGAGUUGCUUUUUUAUAAACACAGAAGGGACAGAAGCCAGAUAAAAAUUGUAAAUACAUUUUAACUCUGCAAAUACCUUUUUAUUGUACCCUGAUUAUAUUUUUCUCAUGAAAACCAGCUGGUUACCAAUUUAAAUGUCAAUAUCCAUUAUUGUGAUUGAAAUCACAGCAUAAAAGGUAAACAAAAUUUGACAUAUGGUCUGAAUUUAGAGUUUUGCUUGAGCACCUUAACAUUACUCCAUGCUUAUAAGAUUUUGUUGCUUUUCGCUCGGGAAAAUUAUUGAUUGCAAUUGCAAGAACAGUUUGUAAAUAAUCAGUAAAGAGAUGGAUACUUACAAUAUAGUAUCAAUAAUUGAUAACGAAACUGGGGCGGCGACGGAUCCAAGAGUAAAAAACCCAAUGGCUGACAAGCCAUGUUCAUCUUUGAAAGUGGCUGUGCCCGAACAGAAAUUUCCAUCCUCCAAAUGGAUUAAACUAAACGUUGGAGGCAAGGUUUUUCAAACUACAAUAUGGACUUUGGUGAGCAAAGAACCGGAUAGUAUGUUGGCCCGAAUGUUUUCUCAAGAGGGUGCCAUGAUGCCCAGCGAUCAAGAUGAGACUGGAGCAUAUUUAAUUGAUCGCAGUGCCCAUUAUUUCGAACCAAUCAUUAAUUAUCUAAGACAUGGUCAACUUAUUGUUGAUCCCAAUAUAAGCUUAGAAGGAGUAUUGGAAGAAGCUAAAUUCUAUGGAUUGGAAUCCCUGGUCAGUCAGUUGGAAGAACAAAUAAUGCAAAACAAUCAAUCUUUAGAUAAUCAGCCAUUGACCCGAAGAGAUGUCAUUAAAGCACUUAUACAGACAUCACAUAUAACAGAAAUACGUUUCCAAGGUGUAAAUUUAGCUGGUGCUGAUUUAAGAAAACUGGAUUUUCGUAACAUAAAUUUUAAGUAUGCCUGCAUGCAGAGAUGUAACUUAUCUCAUGCUAAUUUAACAUAUUGUUGUUUGGAGCGCACUGAUCUAGCAUAUGCCAAUUUAGAAUGUGCCCAACUGAUAUCCGUAAAAGGUUUAUGUGCAAAUAUGGAAGGUGCGAAUUUAAGAGGAUGCAAUUUUGAAGAUCCAUCAGGCUUGCGUACCAAUCUUGAAGGUGUGAAUCUGAAGGGGGCUUGUUUGGAAAGUUCAAAUAUGGCAGCAGUAAAUCUACGCGUUGCUAAUCUCAAGAACGCAAACAUGAAGAAUUGCAAUUUACGCUCUGCCGUAUUGGCCGGUGCAGAUUUAGAACGUUGCAAUCUAUCUGGAAGCGAUUUACAGGAGGCAAACUUAAGAGGUGCAAAUCUAAAAGAUGCAGAGCUUACUCUUAUGGUUACACCGCUGCAUAUGGCUCAAGCCAUACGCUAACGAUUAUUAUGCCUAUAUGGCUAAAAUAUUUCCAUUCUGUGAUGUUUCUUAAUUUGAGCGACAAUUAUGUUCGCACAAAAAAUGGAAAGAAAAUAACUUAUUAUUUACAUAUUUGGUAUAUUCCCCACUAUACAAUUCUUUUUUAAAUUACAUUUUAUUUACAAUAUAUUUGUAAUAUCCCA